UCGUAACACAGUGAGCGCUGUGUUCGUCAAACAAACUGAAAUAGCUACAUGGUAGUUAGAAUGUUACCACUAGCUGCAGACAUACAGUAAGUAAUAUAAAACGGCAAUGUGUACUAAAUCUAUUCGGUAGUAAGUGGCUGUAAUUGAUAGGAAAAGUCCAAUUUAACAGUUAAAUAUGUAUCGUGGACGGCCUCCACCUCGAGGAGGGUAUCCGCCGCCGUACGAGGGCCGUGGCCCACCGCCCCGUGGUCUUACGCCUGGCAGGCCGUAUCCUCGGCCUCCGUUUAGAGAAGAACGAGGAAGGCCCAGACCGCCGUUUGAGGGUUACCAUGACGGACCACCUCCAGAUCCAUACAGACGUUCUCCACCGCGCAGGAGGUAUACUUCAGCUGGUUCGGGAAGUCGCAGAGGACCAGGUGGUGAAUACUGGGGCAGCGGCCCUCCCCAAAGAGAAAGAUCUCCAUCUCCCCGUGGUGGCAUCCCCACUGACCACAGUCUAGUAAUCACUGUGGGCAAUGAGUUGACUGGACCACCUGGGGUAGGGCUACCCUCAAGAGACUACCCUCCUUACCUGCCAAAGAGGUCCAGUUAUGACGGCCCUGAUGACCGUGGCCCCAGGAGGCAGAGUCCCUGCAGGGGGAGAAGCCGUCCUCGUAGCCGCAGCCCGGGCUUCGGGGGACGGAGCAAGAGCCGUCCUCGUAGCCGCAGCCCGGGCUUCGGGGGACGGAGCAAGAGCCGUCCUCGUAGCCGCAGCCCGGGUUUCGGGGGACGGAGCAAGAGCCGUCCUCGUAGCCGCAGCCCGGGAAUCGGGGGACGGAGCAAGAGCCGUCCUCGUAGCCGCAGCCCGGGAAUCGGGGGACGGAGCAAGAGCCGUCCUCGUAGCCGCAGCCCGGGAAUCGGGGGACGGAGCAAGAGCCGUCCUCGUAGCCGCAGCCCGGGAAUCGGGGGACGGAGCAAGAGCCGUCCUCGUAGCCGCAGCCCGGGAAUCGGGGGACGGAGUAAGAGCCGUCCUCGAAGUCGCAGCCCUGCAAUGGGGGGACGGAGCAAAAGCCGCGCUCGAAGCCGCAGUCCUGAAAUGGGGGGACGGAGCAAAAGCCGUGUCCGAAGUCGCAGCCCUGAAAUGAAGGGACGAAGCAAAAGCCGGGCCCGAAGCCGCAGUCCUGAAAUGGGGGGACGAAGCAAAAGCCGGGCCCGAAGCAAAAGCCCUGAAAUGGGGGGACGGAGCAAGAGUCGUGGAAGGAGCAAGAGCCGUCCGCCAAGCAGGUCCCGAAGCAGGAGUGGGAGUCAUGGCCAGAGCUAUGGACGGGCCCGCAGUAUGAGCAGAGCCAAGACUGCUGGUCAACGCAGGAGCCGCAGUGUCAGUACUAGCAGCACCAGCAGUAGCAGGAGCAGCAGGGGAGGUGAUAAUAACUUAAAGAAGACGAGUGGGUUCAAGGAGCUGGAGUUGGCCCGUCGCCGCAAAGAGAUGGAAGACAUGCUGAAUAUUCCUACAAAGUCCAUCCUGAAGAGGCGCAUGGACUCUGAGACUGACUCCCCGUCAUAUGUGCAGAACAGUGAUUCUCCAAGAGUUGACCCUGCUGGUGAGGCUGAGGCAGAGCGUCUUCUCUCGGCUAUGAAAGGCAUGGACCCUAUCAUGUUGGCCACAAUGCUGGGGGAGCUGAGGGAUGACCCACACAUGUCCCAGGGUAGGCUGGACCACAGUGGGAUUGCAGGGAUCCUUGACCUGUUGGGAGGUGCACCUGCACCGCAGGAGGAGAAAAGGAAGAGGGUACCAGACAUUGACGAUGAGGAGAAGUUCCUUUAUGGAGAUGAAGAUGAUGUAGAGCGGGGCAGGGCUCCAGCAGAAGCUCCCCGUCAGCACAGUCUGUCAGAGCUCUAUGGUGAUAUUAUGAGUGAGCCGGCACGCUAUGGCACCUCACCGCACCUAGAGAGCCAUCCUGGUAUUGUAGAUCCGAGAAGCUCUCGUCAGCAACAGAUGGACAUGAGGUAUCGACAUCAAAGCAGGUCCUCUGCCAUCCCUGACCAUAAUAUCAAGGUUGAAGAGCCUAAUGACUACCCACCAGGAACAGGGCCACUGGAAGGGAAGGAGAAGCAAGACGUGGAGGAGUACGAGAAGAUCCAGGACCUCCUCAAAACCAUCGGGCUGGACCUGGGGGUGACAGAGAUCAGCAAGAUGGCUGCCAGGACUCAGGAGCGUCUGCAUGGAAAGAGGCCCCCUCCGAAAACCCCCUCACGUCGACCUGGCAAGAGGCGGGAUUGCCGUGACUCUUCAGGAAGCUCAGACAGGAGCAGGGGCAGGCGUAGGAGCUGCAGUGGGAGCAGCUCUAGCAGUCGUAGCGACAACCACAGCCCGAGCCGUAGUAGCAGCCGUGAUAACAGCAGGAGCCGGAAGAAGUCACCCCCAUCUGACAGGCACAGCACCCAUGGGAAGACUCGAGGCGGCAGAGAGGUGAGGACUGAGGACAGUAGCUGGGGGCAGAAGGCUUCACAAGCCCCUGAAACUACUCCAGUGCCACCUACCCACCCAUCUCUCUCCAUGCCUGCCUACGCCCAGGCGCAUGGUCUGGUACCACCCAACUAUCCACCUCCUGGCUAUGGGCAGUAUGGGAACUGGCCUUACAUGCCCCAACAGUGGCCCAUGUACCCACCUCCAUCUAUGGGCAUGCCACCUCAAUCUCCUAUUGAAGAUUUUCCGAAAGCUCCGCCUUUUGACAGACCAUACCUUAAAGUUAUCCAGCCAGAGUUGCACCAGGGGGGUGAUAGAAAGGCAUCAUCCAAUAUGUCCCCUCUAGAUAAUGGCAAGGACAGAAGGGUUUUAGAGGAGCGAAAUAAUGAAAGCCAAAAACAAAAGGUUCUUGAAGAACGGGAAAAACUGAGACGAGACAGAGAGAUCCGCAUGAAAAAGAAAGAUUAUCUCAUGAAGGAACUAGAGAGAUUGCGGAAACAGCAAGGGGAGCUUCUGCGCAAAAAGCGGCGUGAAAAGGAUGGCCACAAGGACCCGUUACUGUCUGAGAUCAGUCGGCUGCAGGAAGAGGUCAUGACUCAGAUUGCUGAGCUCCGCAAAGAGCACGAGGUAGCAGAGAAGAAAAGAUCCGAGCUUGACAAGGUGGCUCUCAUUCUCGGUCUACAACCAAAUGACAAGCCCCGGCGAGAGGGUAGGGGUUCUGCGGACCUUGAGCCGUCAACACACCCACCACCUCCAGAGAAAGAGAAGAAAAAGGAGCGUGCUCACAUCCGAGAGAAAUCACCUGUGGCCCAUGCCUCUGCUAAGGCAGCAUCGUCAUCCUCAAGAGCCUCUCCUGAAAAAACGAAGAAGAAAGCCCCCGCCAGUACCCAGCCUCCUGAGACUCCAGCAGACCAGUUUGAAUACUAUGACGCUGGGAACCACUGGUGCAAAAGCUGCAAUGUCACCUGUGGUUCCAUGUUCGAUUUUUUCACGCACUUGCACAGCAAAUCGCACCGAAAGACUCAGGAUCCUUACAAUCGACCGUGGGCUUCAAGUUCCUCCAACAAUGUGAAGAAUAAGAUUCACUCUUCAGGAGAGAAAAUGACUAAACCUGCUAAAGGAUCUGAGUUUUUGGUGCCAGUGAGGGGAUAUUAUUGCCAGCUGUGCGAGGAGUUUUGCGGGGAUGCAAUUUGCGCUGAAGAUCAUGCCACAAGUCAAACUCACAAUGAGAAAUACAAGAAACGAAUGUAUGAGUAUCCGCUCUACGAACAGAGAAGGAAUCUGGAUCGUCAGGCUGGACUCACGUUGGAAGUUAGUGACAAAAAGCACUCUGAGCUUAAACGUAAACACGAAGAGGAAGAGUCCAAAAAGAGCAAAGAGAAGGAGGAAGGGAAACCUAAACGCAGCAAAAAGGACAAGGAAAAGGAGGAGGAGAAGUCCAAACACAAAAGGGAGGAUGAGGUGGAGAGAGUUAAGUACAGCAAAAAUGAGGAAGAAGAGAGGUAUUUGUACCGCAAGAGAGAGGAGGAGGAGCGGUACAAACAUGGUAAGGAGGGAGGAGAGAGGCCCAAGUACAGUAAGAAGGAGGAGGACGAGAGAUACAAGCAUGGCAAUGAGGAGGAGCGGUUCAAAAAUCGCAGGGAAGAGGAGGAGUGGUUUAAAAAUCGCCAGGAAGAGGAAGAGCGGCUCAAAAACCGUAGAGAGGAUGAAGACAAGCCUAGGUUUAGCAGGGUAGAGGAGAGACCCAAGUUUAGUUGGAGGGAUAAUGAGCAGGAGGAAGAGGAAGACCGGUCCAGAUAUGGGAAGUGGAAAGAGCCCAAUCCCAAAUGUAGCAAGAAAGAGGAGGAGAGGUAUAGAUCAGAGAGGGAGGAAGGGAAACCUAAGAAUGAAAAGGAGGAAAGACAAUCAAGGAAAGAGAAGGGUGGGUGUCAAAGGGAGGAGAAGUCAGGAUCUAGAAAGCAGUCUGAGCCUGAGAAAGCCAGUGACCCUCCCAAAGUGUUCUGUGGUCCUAAUCCAGCAUUGAGAGCAAAGCUGCGCAAGAAAAGUGAGGAAACUGCCAAAGUGGAGCCAAAGGCUCCAUCUGCCUUCGGUAAGUUCAGCUGGAAAAAAAAAUUAGAGAAUGAGCUUGCGAAGGAGGCUGAGAGAGUGGCUGUUGAGUUCCUGAAGGAAGAUGAGGAGGAGAUUGAAGAGGAUGACGACCCAGAUGCAUUUACAAAGUCUUUGGCCGCAGCCAAGAGCAUUGCUAUCAAACUGUCAGGGAAGACGGUCAUCUCCCCAACUAGCGCAUGGGUACCCUUCAACUCUGGGAAAAUACGCCCAAACCUCCCUGCUCCUCCCACGGUCCUGAGAAAGCCCUCUGGACUUGGGCCCUGGGUGUAUGCUAAACCGGCCCCUCUCAACACCUUUCUCUCUAUCAGACCACCCGGUGACAGUGGCGUGACCCCUCUGCCUGUCGUACAGAACCAGCCUAAAAAUGACCCAGUACUGGCAGCAGACAUAAUUUCCAAGGCUUUCUGUGGUGAGGAAGUGGAUUUGAAGAAGUCAGCAGAUGGCACUGGGAAGCCAGGUCCCACAUCUACACCAGACAAAAAGAAAGCUUCCACAGCAGAGUCUUUUAGUCAAGCCUCCACAUCCACUCCUUCAGCAGUGAUGCCCGAGUUCAAGACUCCCCUGCCUCCCCUGACCAUGAUGACCAUGAUGUUUGAUGUAUCUGCACCAGGAGUCCCUGAGAGUGAGCAGAAUGUCCCUGUGAUGGUCACACCCCCUCCUUUCAUGCAGAGACCCCCAAGUGAGGUGAUGAACAAAUCAGAAAAACCAAAGUCUAAUCUAGCUGCCGCUAAAGCCCAAGAUUUAUUUGACAUAUUCUAUAGCAGCAUUACCACAGCCAGUACCACAUCCAUCACCAGCACAGCCACUAAAGCAGUUGUAGAGUCCAAAGGUGAAACAAAUGACUCAAAGAACAGCGAAGCCUUGGCGACUACGGCCUCACAAAUGAAGCAAACCCAACCCGAGCUCCCAGCUCUUGACAACGGUAACACCAUUGAAACUGAAACUCAGGAGUCAGAGACUGAGAGUGGGUUUGACCCACAGGCCACUAAAGCAGUCGUAGAGUCCAAAGCUGCACUGAAUUACUCAAAGAACGGUGAAGCCUUGGAGGCUACGGCCCCAAAAACAGAGCAAACCCAACCGGAGUUCCCAGCUCUUGACAACAGUAACACAGUUGAAACCGACACUCAGGAAUCAAUAAAGAUGGAGAGUGGGUUUGACCCGCAGGCCACUAAAGCAGUGGCAGAGUCCAAAGCUACACCGAAUGACUCAAAUAACAGCGAAGCCUUGGAGGCUACGGCCCCACAAACAGAGCAAACCCAACCCGAGUUCACAGCUCUUGACAACAGUAACACCAUUGAAACCAACACUCAGGAGUCAAUGGACACUGAGAGUGGGUUUGACCCGCAGGCCACUAAAGCAGUCGUAGAGUCCAAAGCUGCCCUGGAUGACUCAAAUAACAGCGAAGCCUUGGAGACUACGGCCCCACAAACAGAGCAAACCCAACCCGAGUUCACAGCUCUUGACAACAGUAACACCAUUGAAACCAACACUCAGGAGUCAAUGGAGACUGAGAGUGGGUCUGACCCGCAGCCCAAGGAAGAGACUCCUGAGGAUGCCCCCGUACAACUGGAUAACCCAUCAGAUUCUCUGGGUAUCUCAACAGAGACCCUGGAUCUCCCAACAGAAGUGCUGGGCUUAGACCUCUUUGAUUUUAAUCUUGAGUAACAGACUCCACUAGACAGCAGGCCGUUGGGAAUCUGUGUUUUUAAGUAGUUGAUGGGAUUAGACGGGAACAAGUAGUAACCCACACAAAUACUGCUGAUUCGGAAACUAAGCCCUGUUAACUUGAUGGCCCAAGCAGGCAGCUCAAAUUUGAAUGGAGUGAAACUUCCACUAAAAGACUUGACUUUCAUAUUAAGUGAUGAAUCUUCAGAACUUUAGAAGCUUGUUCUGCAAGCCUUUUGUCUUGAGAAUUUUACUUCUUCGUUCAGCAAAACCUUUCUUUACUUCUUAAAAGGUAAUGUACUGUACCAUGCUUAUUGAUUACUAUGGCUUUUGGUAUAUCCACCUUCAGACUCUUCAGAAAUGUGUUAUUUUCUCUUAAAUGAUUGAAAGGUAUUUUAAUACAGGAACAAGAACUCACGUUUAAGAAGAAAACAGAAUUUGGUAAGGUAGUGCAGCAUGGACCAAAAGAUAUCUGAACAUGGCUUUCUUUGACAAUUACACCAUGUAAUAUCUGUCACUCUUUACAGCACCCUCCAGAAAAGAAGAUGUGGAUAUAGAUACUCAUGAACAUAACCUUGGAAUUGUUGUUCUUUUUUUUUUUUUACUUUUUCAUUUGUUCACUGACUUUACAAUGCUCAAUGUUAUUCUGUGUUAGUUAGUGAAAAUUAAAAUAAAAAAAAUGGUUGUCCUUUACCUGUUGUUGCUAAAGUAGAGUUCAAAUAAAUUUCAGUGACCACAA
This is a messenger RNA of Salvelinus namaycush (lake trout), 6959 nucleotides long. RefSeq names its product zinc finger protein 318-like. NCBI's taxonomy places the organism in Eukaryota, Metazoa, Chordata, Actinopteri, Salmoniformes, Salmonidae. Bases 176 to 6220 code for a protein of 2014 amino acids. Gene Ontology annotation, cellular component: nucleoplasm. Gene Ontology annotation, biological process: positive regulation of DNA-templated transcription; negative regulation of DNA-templated transcription. The record is from RefSeq and is a predicted model, not a curated record. Gene Ontology annotation, molecular function: zinc ion binding; nucleic acid binding. The transcript is spliced from 10 exons.